AUGGUUGUGAGAGGCACCCAUUACCAUAGAAUCAUGAAAGGGUCUUCGCUCCUGAACCCCAUUUCUCAGAGGCUACAAGGCAAGGUCGCCUUCAUAACCGGCGGAGCCAGCGGCAUUGGCGCUGCCACCGCCAGGCUGUUCGCCAAGCACGGAGCCAAGGUCGUCAUUGCCGACGUGCAAUCCGACCUCGGGCGCUCCGUCGCUCGAGAGAUCAGCUCCGAGGUCUCUGACGACGAUGCUGUCUCCUACGUGCAUUGCGACGUGACCAGCGACGUGGGCGUCGGCAAGGCGGUGGACGCUGCCGUCGCGGCGCACGGCAAGCUGGACGUGAUGUUCAGCAACGCCGGGGUGCCGGGGAAGGACAACAUCACGAUGAGCAUCUCGACGCUGGAGCCGCGGGUGCUGGAGCAGGUGCUGGCGGUGAACCUGAACGGCGGGUUCUACUCCGCGAAGCACGCCGCGAGGGUGAUGAUCCCUCGGAAGAGCGGCAGCAUCCUGUUCACGGCGAGCUCCGUCUGCUCGAGCUUCGGGGUGUCGUCGCACCCGUACGCGGCGGCGAAGGUGGCGGUGGUGGGGCUGAUGAAGAAUCUGUCCGUGGAGCUGGGGCAGCACGGGAUACGGGUGAACUCGGUGUCGCCGUGCGGGGUGGCGACGCCGUUCGCCUUCGAGGUGACGGGGGAGAGCGACCCGGAGGUGAUAGAGGAUUACAUCUCGGCGAGGGUUGGGCUGAAGGGCGCGAAGUUGCGGGUGGACGACGUGGCGGCGGCGGCGCUGUACCUGUCGAGCGACGAGGCGCAGUUUGUGAGCGGGUUGAACGUUUUGGUGGAUGGCGGGCACAACUUGAAGGCUGCUAAUUAGUGGCUAGUGGAAGGAUUGGGCGACGACAUUUUGGAUGAUUAAUGUGAUGUGAAGGAAGUCGUUGAAACUCGGGGCUUUGUUAAUUGUCGUUAUUAUCUCGAGAUUUGUGGAUGUGGGAUUUUGCUUCGGGCGUUUAGAUUCCACCGACGACAUUGACUAUUUUUGUUUUGAAGUGUUCUAUCAUCUAUGAAUAAAUAAUGGCUUCAUUGAUAGCAACGGGUGGUAGAUAGAUGUUGGCAUAUCCAUUAUCCCAUUUAAUGUGGUUCACCGUUCACGUUUUAACAAUGCUCAUAGGCAAAGGUGUUAGCGGUAAGGUGAGCAUUGAGGUCUUGCCUAUCGUUUAACUCUCUUGGGAGUAUCACCAAAGGUGGGCCCAAAAGAGAGCCUAUUCAGCUAAAGGCAGCCCAAGACAAUG
Messenger RNA from Linum tenue, 1273 nucleotides. Lineage: Eukaryota; Viridiplantae; Streptophyta; Magnoliopsida; Malpighiales; Linaceae. The record is from the annotation of a GenBank genome assembly.